UGUCUUUGUGUUUUCAUUUUAUUCCCUUUGACCAGUUUCUAUGUUCAGCCUCACAUCACAGAGGCUGCUACUUUUUUCUAGGCUGCAAUAAACAUUACACAGAAUCCGGGUCUUCCACGUGACAGGCGGACAUACUGUCCACUAUACUAACAAGGAGGCUAUAACACCAGGAAGCCUACAUAAAGAUGAAGAAAGGGUUUGGCAAUAUCAAGGAGCUAUACGAGACCAGAGAUCACUUCCUUCAACAGCAGAGAGGACUUUAUUCUCUUUUUAAUUCAUUUUACUUUGAGUUGUCCUCAAUCUGACCAUGCAAGAAAGAUUCAAUGACAGAGGACACCGUGAACAGUAUGUCAGUGGACGUCACCUGAAGCUUGAUCAACUGAAAGUUGUAGUUCGAGGUGGAAACAGGUACCUCUCAAAAGAAAACAUCCCAGACUACCCUCAGCCUGAGUUUCUUGCGUCUCAUCUGAAACACGACACUGACUUGCAAGGAUUAAAGGGCAUCAGGGAGAUGGAAGGCUUCAGGAACCCUAAAUGUGGCUCUCUGCUGUGGUGGAAUCUGGUUGUGGGUCCGGAGGAGAUUGAAACAGCUGAAAGAAGGCUCUUGGAGACCACGUACCCGGAUCAAACCAAGGAGCAGAUCCAGACCCAGCAGAGAUUUCUGGAGCAAUUUGCCACCUCCCAGGUCUUCAAGAGCAGCUCCAUGUUUGGGUCAAACCGCUUCACUUUCCCCGUGAAGGAGCUACUGGAAGCUUACAGAGAGCAGUUCUGCUCUGGAGCCGAGCUCAUCAUGCGAGUGAUGGAGACCAUCCUCUACAAACAGGAAGUGGAGUACGUGGUGCUGGUCCACAGCCCGGCCAAUCAGGAGCAGUACUCACAAUAUCCACUGCUGUCUGAUAACCAAAACCCCAUCUGCUCUUAUGAAGACGGCUGCUUCCUGUGGAGGUCUGAGGCCAUGUGUGAGACUCACAGCUUUGAGUUGGUCCAGAGUGAUGCUGAGAAGAAGAUGCGAGCUGUGGGGGCUGGAAAUUAUCCUCAGUUCUAUGUCUGGGACAACGUUGCCAUUGCCCUGCAUGUGGGUGAUAAGGUGCUGAAAUUUGACGUGAACCGUCUGAGAGAAAACCUGACGUUCUGUGAGAGGGCAACUGUUACAAUCGUUGAGAAUGCACUUUUUCAAGACUUCACAGCAGCAGAAAAAGAAGUGGCAAAGUUAUGGCCCGGCUACCCACCUCUAAUGAAAGAUGGAGAGAUAAAGAAGGAGAGUCCUCAGGAAUACCAGUACACUGCAGAGGGGCUCGAAACUCCUUCUGAAUACUUCUGCAAAAAGGAGGAAGAAGAAUUUAAGAUAGAGUAAUGUCUAGAAUAAUUCUUUUUGGGGUUACGGUGGAAACAUUAGUCAUCACCAGCUUUAUGAAUAUGCUACUAAAAGUUACAUAUCUGCUAAGAGGGAAAGAGGGAUAUAAUUCAGAAGUGUAACUAUAUCUGCUAACAGUUACCAAAGGGAAAUAAUAUACUGUAUGUGUAAACGGUGUAAUCAUCACUAAUAAUCAGAGUGUUUAAUGGGUGUAAACUGUAUAAUGUUACAGUGUUUUGUCUACAUUGAAAAUUCUCUGAACUUUAUCAGUCUUUGAAUAACAUUUGUUGUGAUUUGUUGCGAUACAAAUAAAGAUUGAUUGAUUAACACA
Notolabrus celidotus (New Zealand spotty) is the source of this 1685-nucleotide messenger RNA. RefSeq lists its product as uncharacterized. The transcript has 5 exons. NCBI's taxonomy places the organism in Eukaryota, Metazoa, Chordata, Actinopteri, Labriformes, Labridae. The record is from RefSeq and is a predicted model, not a curated record. The coding region runs from base 308 to 1354 and encodes 348 amino acids.